GAGCCCGCGGGGUCGGUCCCUGGACGGCUCGCGGCUGUGGGGCCGGAGACGCCGCGCUGCUCGCCAUGGCCUCGGAGGAGCCGCUGGUGGCUGUCACCUGCACCGCGCCGGUCAACAUCGCGGUCAUCAAGUACUGGGGGAAGCGCGAUGAGGAGCUGAUCCUGCCCAUCAACUCCUCCCUGAGCGUCACGCUGCACCAGGACCAGCUGAGAACCACCACGACAGCCGCCGUCAGCAAGGACUUCACCGAGGACCGGAUCUGGCUGAACGGCCGGGAAGAGGACGCAGGGCAGCCGCGCCUGCAGGCCUGCCUGCGGGAGAUCCGCCGCCUGGCCCAGGAGAGGAGCAGCGCCCGGGACGGGGCCCCGCCCGCCCCCAGCCUCAGCUACAAGGUGCACAUGGCCUCGGCGAACAACUUCCCCACGGCCGCAGGCCUGGCCUCCUCCGCCGCAGGCUUCGCCUGCCUAGCCUACACGCUGGCCCAGCUCUACGGGGUGGAGGGUGACCUCUCAGAAGUGGCCCGCCGGGGCUCGGGCAGCGCCUGCCGCAGCCUGCACGGGGGCUUCGCGGUGUGGCACAUGGGGGAGCGCGCCGACGGCAAGGACAGCGUCGCCCGGCAGGUGGCCCCCGAGACCCACUGGCCCGAGCUGCGCGUCCUCAUCCUCGUGGUGAGCGCGGAGAAGAAGCUGACCAGCAGCACGGCCGGCAUGCAGACCAGCGUGGAGACCAGCCCCCUGCUCCGGUUCCGGGCCGAGGCCGUGGUGCCGGCCAGGCUGGCCGAGAUGACGCGCUGCGUCCGGGAGCGGGACUUCGAGGGCUUCGCCCGGCUGACCAUGAGGGACAGCAACCAGUUCCACGCCACCUGCCUGGACACGUUCCCGCCCAUCUCCUACCUCAACGACACCUCCCGGCGCAUCAUCCACCUGGUGCAUCGCUUCAACGGCCACCACGGGGCCACCAAGGUGGCGUACACGUUUGACGCGGGCCCCAAUGCCGUGAUCUUCACCCUGGACGACACCGUGGCUGAGUUUGUGGCUGCCGUGAGGCACAGCUUCCCACCCGAGUCGAACGGAGACAAGUUCCUGCAGGGGCUGCCGGUGAGGCCGGCCCCUCUCUCGGAGGAGCUGAAAGCCGCGCUGGCCACGGAGCCCGCCCCCGGCGGCAUCAAGUACAUCAUCGCCACGCAGGUGGGGCCGGGGCCUCAAGUCCUGGACGACCCCCAUGCUCACCUCCUGGGCCCCGACGGCCUGCCCAAGCCGGCUGCGUGACCGCUCGGGAGCUGGGCGCCUCUCCGGGACGGGCACCUGCGUGGGGGCCAGGCCGCCCGCUUGGGCAGCGGGCACUCUGCCGUGGCUGAGACCCGCAGCCGUCAGCACUGGGGCCCCCGAGUGCGGCCACUGUCCCCUGCACGUGCUGCUUUGCUGAGACGGGACGGGUCUGGCACGAGAGCUGCCUGUGGAGCCGCGUGUCCCCAACCCUGAGCCCGCCCACUCCAGGGCUCCAGGACAGGAGCUCAGCGGAGUCCGUCCCUCUGGGCCUGGUCGCUGUGUGGGGACUGGACUGGCUGCCAUGGAAACCCCAAGUGCUUCAAGGGUGGCAGCGAUGGUGCCUCUGCCAGACCUUGAACUCUAGCCGGGUGUGGCUGGACCGUUUCUGCAUAACUGACCAGCCAUGUGUCUCAGGGCGGGAGGCAGCUCCGGCCAGGCUGGGCGGGGGCCGCAGUGUGUGGACCACAGGAAUAAACCCAGCACUGCUCAC
Molecule: messenger RNA, 1758 nt
Organism: Microcebus murinus (gray mouse lemur)
Lineage: Eukaryota; Metazoa; Chordata; Mammalia; Primates; Cheirogaleidae
Source: RefSeq, a predicted model, not a curated record